UGAAGGAGUAACGCUGGGAACAGCGAUGACUGUUUGGUGUAUUUUGGACUGCAGUGUCAACGCUGUUUGGGAUUAGCCGGAUAGACAGGCGCAAAGAAUCACCCUCGGACCCGGGGGGCACUGAGAGAGGCAGAGAGAGACAGGCACAGAGGAGAGAGAGAGACAGAGACAGAGAGACAGAGAGGCAGACAGAGAUAGACAGACAGAGAGACAGAGACAGAGAGACAGACAGAGAUAGACAGAGAGACAGAGACAGACAGACAGACAGAGGGAGACAGACAGUGACAGAGAGACAGAGACAAACAGAGAGAGAGACAGAGAGAGAGGCGGGGAGAGAGAGAGAGAGAGACAGAGAGACAGACAGAGAGAGAGAGGGAGAGAGACAGACAGACGGAGAGGGAGGCGAAGAGAGAGAGACGGAGCGACAGAGAUACAGAAAGAGAGAGAGAGGUAAAGAGAGAGAGACGCAUACACAGAGGAGAGGCGGACAGAGAGAGAGAGAGCGAGACAGGGGAAGGCAGAGACAGAGAGAGACACAGAGAGUGAGACGCAUUUACAGAGGAGAGCCGGAGAGAGAGAGAGAGAGAGAGUCAGAGGAUGGACAGAGAGCGGGUGGUGGAUUAAAUCCUUGGGUGGGUUGGAGCAUUCACUCCUGACCCUACAAACUGUCCCUUCUUUUCAGGCAGACAGUAAAACUCCUUUUCAGUUGUGGGGGCGGGAGUCUGGGGGAGCGAAAUGAGAUUUAUCAUCCAUCUCACACGAAGAGGAGAUUCGACACUGAAAUGUGUAAUGAUAUGAAAUGAAAGCGGGUUCCUCCCUCUCACAGAUGCCAGCCUGAAGUUUCUGCCUUGCGACAUGGUCUGUGAGACGAAGAUGGUAGCGGAUGAGGAUAUACCGGCCUCGAAAGGGGACGCGAUCGCCGCUUCCAGCCAAAUGUGGUCCCCAGCUCCUCCGCCGCCUUCCCCGGCUCCAGCCUCGGCUCCAGCCGGCCCCGAAGCGUCCCCGGUCCCAGCGCCGUCUCCGUCUCCGUCCCCGGGGGGAGCAGGAGGCGGCGGCCAGCGCCGGGGAAACAAGCCGGAGCCGGUGCUGCUGAUCCGGGAGUUCGAGCCCGGUGACCGGCCGAGCGUCCGCCGCAUCUUCCGAGAGGGUAUUCUGGAGCGGGUCCCCAACACGGCGUUCAGGGGCUUAAAGCAACAGCCUGGUACCCUACUGCUUUACUUCUGCUUCACCGUAAUGUGCUUUUAUCUGACCAAGUCCGCGCUGCUGACCUGCUGUGUGCCCACCUUACUAUUGGGCAUGAGAUAUUACUACAGUAGGAAAGUUAUCCUCAGCUAUCUUGAGUGUGUGCUACAAACCGACAUGUCAGAUAUAGAGCAAUAUUACAUGAAACCUGCAGGGUCCUGCUUCUGGGUCGCAGUUCUGGACGGCAAUGUCGUGGGCAUCGUGGCAGCCAGGGGCAACGAAGAGGACAACGUGGUGGAGCUUCGCCGGAUGUCGGUGGACUUUGAACAGCGGGGGAAGGGCAUCGCCAAGGCCCUGGGCCGCAAGGUGCUGGAGUUUGCGAUGCUCAACAACUAUUCGGCCGUGGUGCUGGGGACCACCGCUGUCAAGCCGGCCGCCCACAAGCUGUACGAAUCGCUGGGCUUCAGAUAUGUGGGCAUCACCAAACAUUACGUCCUCCCGGGAAUGAGCCACUCCUUCUUGGAGAAGAUGUUUUUCCAGCUUCGUUAUCACCGCUACCGCCUCCUUGUCCGCGAAGAAUAAACAUUUCCCUGCUCACCUCUCCACCAGCCCUCACCCCAUCCUGCUUGACAAUUUGGACACCUAUGCUUUAUAACAGCUCGGUUUUAUUUCUUAUCCCCAAACCCCUUGAUGUGUCCCAAGAGUCCCCCACCAGCCCCUGAUGGUGUUGGCACUCCCCGGGCUGUCAUUACGCAGUAUGCAUGGCUGGGUCCAUGUUCCCUUUGGUUAGACUCCACCAAUACCAUCAGUCUCUCUCUUAGACACACACACACACACACACACACACACACACACACACACACACACACACACGCGCGCGCACACACACACACACACACACACACACACACACACGCGCGCGCACACACACACACACACACACACACACACACACACACACACACACACACACACACACACACACACACACACGCGCGCGCACACACACGGCUGCAGGAUUGGGGACGAUUUUCCGAGGGAGGGGUUCGGAGCUGAAACGGAUGUGGUUGGUAUGCGCUUGCAUUUCAUGUCUUUCGAGUGAUGCUCAUUAAUCAACGCUCUGCCCCCCCUUCCAGCCUCCCCCAUCAAACUUCUCCAACCCCUAUACCCACCCUGACAGCCCCCCCACCCCACACCAAAGAGCCCACUGCCCCUUCGGGGCCAGCAUUACUCUGGCAGGCCUCCAAGAUCAGAGAUGACUUGGGUGUGUUUGAAAAGGAAGUGCAGCGAGCUCAGCCCCUGCUACUGAGAGAGGCAUUGCCUGCAAAUGGCAAGAUGCUCGACCCUGAAGUCACCUCCUGGCCUGAUCUUUAUGCAUCCGGACUCCAACGUGCAAGUUAAUAAAAAAAAUAGAUAAACUCUUGGAUGUGCUGCGGCUGCUGAAUGCAACAGAAUGAAAGCCAAGUGUGUCCAAUACCAUCAACUGUUAUGCCCAUUGUCUUCAGCAUUUGACCAAUUUGGACAUUCUUCACGCACGUUGCAUAUUGUGAAAUAAUCAUUUAGUUCUCCCCCCCCCCCCCCACCCCACCCCUCCCCCCACAUUCUCCUGGGUGACAGUGAGUAAACCAUUCGCAUGCAAACUGGAGUAUCUAUGCUGCUGGCAGGUUUUGUUCUGUUCCUGUUUUUAUUUUUAAUUUGCGCUUGAGCUGAAUGAUGUCAUUAGAGUAGGAGGGAGGUUGCGGUUUCUCAGAAAAUGCAUCUCCCUCCCCAACCCCCACAAGCUCCCUCCUACCUUGACACUCCCCACCCCCCACCACCACCGGACCAACCAUAUCAAUGGCACAUGCAGAGUCCAAAAAUAGCAAACAGGGAACAAGGAGAAUGGCUCUUUCAAACAAUCAAAAAAGAUUACAUACAAUCGCAAGACAAAAUCCAUAAGCAAAAAAAAACAAAAAUAUCAUUAUUAGUAAUUAAUAAUAGUCGUGACUGGUCUCUGCUGCCUUGCUUAGUGUUGCUAUGGUAGUUGCUUUAAUGACAUCAACCUUGUGACUGGUAGAAUGCAGAAGCAAUGCAAUUGGCAUGUCUGUACCCUGUGUAUUGUACAGUGCCUGCCCGAACAAUAAGACAAUGGAUAUAGUGUCUUAAUCAUGAAGUAACAACUGUGUAUAUUUUAAAAGCUUUUUUUUUGCAUGCUGAAUGUCUGUCUUUGAAUUCCAAACAACAAGAGGAUAGCUGAAUUUUAGUUUUAAUAAGGGAAAUGUCCAAAAUAUAAAUAUAUAUAUAUGAAGAAAACUUCUGGAAAUGCACUUCCGCUACUUUCUCAGAGACUCUGAUCCUCAUUGAUUUGUAAAGGGAGAUUUUAGUAUCAGUACUUUGUAAUAGACAUGCUGUAUGUGUAAAAAAAAACUGAAAAGAUACUUUUUCACAAAGUCAUUCCUGGUUAAUGGACAAGGAUUGGUUGCUUUGUUUAUUUUUGUUACGCUGAUGUUUUCUGAAAGAUACCGAAGUUGAGCUGGCAAAAGUCAAAUUUUCUUUUUUUAAAGAUAGUAUUUUACUGGCAAUGAAUAUCUCUUGGCUUCUAAUGUGCGGUCAAGCGAAUGUGUAUCUGAAGUAGUGAAGAUCUCUCACAUCAGUCCAAAUUAUUUUUUAGUCAUUUUCUGUACAUAGAUGAUACCUCGCUGGCGAUGGUGAGUUUGUUGCAGUUCUAAAACUAGCGCAAUAUUGGUCUACAAUAGUCCCACAGCUCGUGUGGCCAAGCAACUCCACGGGUGAGAGGACUUGUUUUAUUCUGUGCCACUCCUAGGGGAAUCUCGAUGAAUUUUGUUUUAUUUUCGAGUUGGUUUUUUUUGUAACAAUAAGGCUCUUCUGUUUCUCUCCUCAGUCUCUUUGGAUCGUGGUCUGGCCGUAAACAGGGCUGCAUCUAAGAUGGCCACUGGGAGGCGCAAGAGGGUGAUCGUCGAAUGACCUCUAGCGCCUCGCCACGGAGAGAUGCCCAGCCAAGAUCAGGAACUAUUGGGGACAGCAGGGGCUCAUGUCUCAAUCCCUGGUGUAGAGUUAGUGUUGAAUAUUGGAUGUGGUAUCAGUUUGUAACGAGGGGUGGAAUUGCUAGCUUUUUAAGAAGAAAGUAUGUUAAUAUGAGUGUAACAGCUUGUCUCCAAUGUAACAGUUUGGUGUAGAUAAUGUAUCCUUUACAGGAAUCCCCAAAUUACUCUCUUUUUACAUCAGCCUAGUCAUUUGAUGGGUGAGUUAAAACUGGGCCACAAUACGGCAAAGUUAAUGGACCCUGUGUUCUGAGAUGGGGCAGUUGGUCACAACUCAGUCAGUUGUCACACCAUGUCUCUGAAUGUCCUCCACUCCAAUUCUGCCCAUUUCGCUGCUUAUACCGUCUGCAGAAAGAACUGAACCUCUCGGCCCUUGUUGUAAAACAUGAGCUCUGUGAUUGGUUGGGCUUGAAGAGGUUUAGCCAUUGGAGUUUUGGCAUUUCAGAUUUAACUCCAUCACUUCACCAAAUCAAAGAUUGUUGCUUGGGGGAGAUAAAAGACACAAAGAUGUGAAGCCCUGCUUUAAUUGUAUCAUCCUCUCACCCGCCUCCUCAGCCAAACUCUAUUGGCCCUUUGCUUUGUGUGGAUUGAGAGGAAAUUUGCUGUCAGCCUCCUGCCUUGUUCUAGCCACCAAGAUGUACAACAGUGGAGGCUCGAGUGAAACAGAAUUAGCCUGGAAGGAAGAAAUAGUUUAAUGGCUGUGAGAAUACAAAGCAUUCCCAUUCUCAAAUUCCUCAACCUGUUUCUUUCCCCGUGGUUAUGAAAAGCAAUAAAAACUAGCUGGUGGCAUAUAAGUGAAGACCUGGUUGGCAAGAUUUGAAGCUGAAACUCUGAAGUAUUACAGUAAUAUGCAGUAAUAUAUGAGAAAAGAUUCAAAGUAGACUUUGGCUCACCGUUACUCAUUGUCGCACACAGGGGUGCCCAAAGGCAGCAUUAAGUGUGACAUGAUUCAGCACUGCAGUGUUUAUGUAAUAGAGAGUCUCUUGCCCUGGCCUGAAGGUGUUUGUAGUUUGCUGAUCAUGUAGCACUGGCACGGCUUGUUGCUAAUGGAUAGCCAUCUCAUACACCAGUCAAUGAGGCCUCCACUCACCAGUAACAGCUCAAAAGCACACACUAACCUGAUUUGGAAGUAUAUUGGUGUUCCUUCACUGUCACAAGGUCCUAAUCCUGGAACUCUCUCCCUAACUGUGGGUGUCCUUCCACACUAAGGCCCCACAUUUUAAGAAGGCAGAUUGUCACACCAAUCUCCAGGCCAAUUAGGGACAGGCAUUCAAGACUAGACCAGCUGAUAAAAACCUACAUCGCACAAACAAAUCAACAAAAGUGUAUCCCAUGCCCUGGCACUGAAUUGUCCGAAGAUCCCAGGUCAGAUCCCGGCGUAGAUAAUGUCUCUCUGACAGAAACCCAUGGCCACAACCAUCCAGAAGGUAUAGCAGAUACAGGGAAACACCACACUCUGCAAGUUUCCCUCCAACUCACUCACCAUUCUGCCUUGGAAGUAUAUUGGCCAUGGUCAGAAUCCUGGCAAUCCCUCCAUACUGUCCCUACAGCACAAGGACAGUAAUAUUUCAAGAAGGGAAAGCACUUAUAAUGAUGGCAAUGCUAACCUGGUAAUCCAGAGCUCCUGAUUAAUGUUGAGGGAAUUUGGGUUCAAUCUGGAUUUAAAAGCUAGUCUCACGGUGACCAUGUAAUCAGUGCUGAUUGUAAUAAAAACGCAUCUGCUACACUAAUAUCCUUUAGGGAAGAAGAUCUGCCAUCCUCUGCUGAUCUGGCCUUCGGUAUCUCCAGACUCAUGGCAAUGUGGUUGUUCUUAACUGCCUUCUGGGUAAUUUGGGAUGGGCAAUCAAUGCUGGCCCUGCCACAAGGCCCACCAUAAAUAAACACCAAGACAGGGCCAAAACUGGGAUGAUUCUAUCACUCAAGGCUCCUAUUCUUCCUUGCUCUCCAGCAGCUCCUAUUGGGAGUCAGAGGUCUUACAAACAAAAGAUAUAGCUGCAAGAAUGUGAAACCAUGGUCAAAAGGAUUACUCAGGCCUGAGGCAGUGAAAGUGCUUGAAGUACAAUAUGUAGUAAGUAGCUGUAAAAGACAAACUUGCAAAGAAGGGGGAAAGAGCCUUACAGGAACAGAGAAACAGGAGUGGGCCAUUCAGCCCCUUGAACCUGUUCUGCCAUUCAAUGAGACCAUGACUGAUCUGUGACUUAGCCCCAUAUCCCUGCCUUGGGCACGCAUACCCCUUCAUACCCUUUGUUUAACAAAAAUUCAGCUAUCUCAGACUUAAAACUAACAAUUGAUCCAACAUCCACAGCUGAAGAAAUUCUUGAUUAAAAUUAUUGCUUGAAAUGCAAUCCUUUGCCUGUAUCACAAAACUACUGAUGUAUAAAAGCACAGAGAUGUCAAUUUUGAAGCAUAAUUUAUCAGUGUUAUAAUAUAGCUUUUCUCCCUCUGCUCGCCCCAGGCAUGUCCAGUAGGAAGAUUUUGUAGUUAGGUGAAGGAAGUGACAAUAACGCCCAGUGGUGAGACACAGAAAAGUUUAAUGUUUCAGGAGUCAGAUCUUGCUGUAUAUUUCCAGGCUGGUAUAUUAAAUAGCCAACAUUUAAAACUCAUAUGUAACAUUCCCUGACAAAUGCUUUCAGCAAAAUAAUGAUUAAUGUAGUGAAUGAAGGAAACUUGUAGGAAUGUUCUACAUUCAGAUGUCAAAUGCUUGUCUUCUCACAGUCUUAAAUUCCUUCUCUUUUUGCCCCAGUUGCUUUUUGAUUUAUUGAUUUUCACUGUAUUGUCCCUUUAAGCCUUAAACAUCUAAUUCAGCAAUAAACUGACAUCAGAGACAAUGAUAAGCAGUAUUACAGCCAAUGGUAUUUGUGUUUUCAUUAAUAAGAAAUACAUUGUAAUUGACUUUUAAGCAUCUGUCAGAUGCUGGCUGCAAUUCAAUGAUGAAACUCUAUGAGUGUCCUUACAGUAAAAAUUAAUUUUGUAUUGUGACUCGAAUUUGUGCAUGCAAGUAUUCUUCAUGUUACCAGUACAUUGUAUCAGUAUUUACAAAUGUUGGAAAGGGACAUUAUUUUGUUGGCUAACCUCCAUUGCAAUGCAAGGCUAUUGGCUGACCAAGUUAAGUUGUACAUAAAUUUCAGAAAGCUCAAGGGGGCCAAUGGCUCUGAGAAAGAAAACAUCCCCUUGCUAUUUUCAACUCGAAUCACAGGCUCACUCCUCUCAUGGUCAUUGACUCCAGGGCUGUUUCCCUGGUACACAGUCAGAUAGAAACAGCAGAGAUCUGGGCCCACAUUCAGCCUGUGCUUGGCUUAGCUCAGGAUGGGAUGGGGUGGGUUGAGUUGGGGUCAGUGCUGCAAUUUUGGGAUUGAGUUGUCUUUCGUUUAUGGACCGUACAGGAUGUUUACCAAAUAACCCUGGGCUGGGCAACUCGUGAAUGCUCAGGAACAAAAGCGGAAGUUGCUGGAAAAGCUCAGCAGGUCUGGCAGCAUCUGUGGAGAGAAAUCAGAGUUAAUGUUUCAGGUUGAGUGGCCCUUCCUCAGAACUGAUGGUGGCUGGGCAACAUCGGUUUAAAGCAGCAGAUAGGAAGGGGGAGUGGGGGGGGGGUGGGGGGAAGGGGCUAAGCAGUAAAUGAUAGGUGCGGAUAGAGCCUAAAGAGAGAGAAGAGCAGUUGGACAGAUAAAGGAGUGGAUAACAAUCUGACUAUGAGGGUGAAUAGCAUGUGAUAACAAGGCUUGGUGUUUGGGGGAAAUGGGAGAGCUCAAGCCCUAAGUUGUUGAACCCAGAAUGUUCAAACUGCAUUCCCAUUAAUUAGCACUUUCACAAACUGUUGGUGUUUGGAUUUUCAUGAUUCCUCGCCAGUGACACUCAGAACAGGCCCUUCCUAAACAAUUUUAACCUUUCCCACAGCCUGGUCCAAGAUUUGGCUACAAAGCUGGACUUACAUUCGGGGCAAUUUUACUUGACACCAAAUUUAUUUUAAUUCAUUCACAGGCAUUUGAUGCAGUCAUCACUAGCUAGGCCGGCAUUUAUUCCCUAUCCCUAACUACCCUGGAGAAGGGCAAUAGAAAAGACUGUAGUGCAGAAUGUUCCACCUAAUCCUGAGAGGUGGGGGAAGGAUGCCAGUUAGGUUAAAAAUUGACCCCAGUCCCCACAGCAAAAUGCAGGAGUUUCACACCAUGCUUAGGCUGGUUGAGUAGUAGGGGGAGGCACUGUUUGUGCCCUCCAAUCCAAAAGAAAGAGCAGCACAAAGAGGCCAUUCAGCCCUGCAAGCGUGUUCUAACAUUUAACCAGGUUGUGUUUGAUGCUUGACUACAGUUCCAUUGUGCUGCCUGAUCUCUGUAUCCUUUGAAUCACUAAAGAGUCCAAAUAUCUCACCAGCCUGCGAGCAAGAGAAUCCCAAAGAUUCACAGAUUAAAGAAAUCUCCAAUCAUUUCAACCAGAAUGACUAGGCUCCUUAUCCAAAACCCUGCCCUCCAGCUCCAGUUUCUCCCUCUAGGAGAUCCUGUUUAGCCCUCUCUGAAUCUUAUUUGUCUCAAAGAGAUCACCAUUUAUCCAUUUAAACUCCCAGGAAGUAAACGCCCAAUCUAUUUGACCUCUUCUCACAGGCCAACAGGGCCAGUGGGAGCAAAGACUGAUCAACAGCCCAAUGAAGUCCUUCAGGAGUUUUUAAAGGGGCCUCAGCCAUUAAGGCUGUAAUUUUUAAGAGUUUAUAAGAACAUAAGAACUAGAAGCAGGAGUAGGCCAUUCGGCCCUUCAAGCCUACCCCGCCAUUCAAUAAGAUUGUGGCUGAUCUAUUCGCAGAUUCAGAUCCACUUCCCCGCGUUCUCCCCGUAUCCCUUAAUUCCUUUAUUGUUCAAAAAAUAUUUGCCUUAGCUUUAAAAACGUUUGCUGAAGCAGCGUCAACUACUUCACUGGGCAAGGAAUUCCAUAGAUUAACAAACCUCUGGGUGAAGAAGUUCCUUCUCAAUUCAGUCCUAAAUCUGCUCCCUCUAAUCUUGAGGCUAUGCCCUCUUGUCCUAGCUUUACCUGCUAGUGGGAACAUCCUCUCUACUUCUAUCUUAUCUAUUCCCUUCAUAAGUUUAUAUGUUCCUAUAAGAUCCAUCUCAAUCUUCUGAAUUCCAAUGAAUAUAAUCCCAAUUUACUCAGUCCCUCCUCAUAAACCAAGCCCAUCCACUCCGGAAUCAACCGAGUGAACCUCCUCUGCACCCCCUCCAGUGCUAGUGCAUCCAAUAUCAGCAAACACCAGCAAAGUGCUACAUGCUGAGGUGGAGCUGUGACCUUUGCUAGGAGGUGGAUGCGAAGGAAAGCUUAUUUCAUGACAGAGCAAGUUAUUGAGCUCUGGGUUGGAAUGUGCGGUCUACAUUGGUAUAGCCUGGCUGCCUUCUUCUACAUUAGUUUAUCCUCCAUGGGUCAGCCACCUGCUCUGAUCAGCCUCAAAAUGGCUGCCAACUGCCUUUGCCAAGAGCACUGAGCUCACUUCCUCAAAGCAUUGCAAGAAGUGAAUUCAUAUGAAUGUGAGGUUCCCGAGCCUGCUUUGAGAUAACCUGUCCCCUUCAGAACUUCUGUUCUCACCAAGCUUUGCACCUUCCAACUAAUCUGGUCACAUUCCGCUGGGUCCCUUCACCCAACUAACUGGUAUUGAUUGUAAAUUGCUGAGGCCUGGGACCUGAUCUAUUCAGUACCUGACUAAUCAUCAACCCAUGCCAAUCUGGAAAUGACCUUUUUAUGCCCCCUGUCUGGUUUCUAUCCUUUAUUGAACCAAUUCUCUUUCAAUGCAAAUGUUUUCAGUGAGCAUUACCAUUGGGUCAUAGAGACUUACAGCAUGGAAACAGGCCCUUCGGCCCAUCUUGCCCAAGUUGCCCAGUUUUCACAAUCAAAGGAGCCUCAUUUGCCUGCAUUUGGCUCAUUUCCCUCCAUAACUCUCCUAGAAAUGUUUUCUAAAUGAUGGAAUUGUACUUGCUUCCACCACUACCUCUGACAGCCAAUUCUAGACACCCCCCCACCCUCUGUGUGAAAAAAAUAGUCUUUCUGGACCAUUCUGUAUCUCCCCCUCUCACUUAUUAUUAAGCUAGGGGGCUAUUGCUGGGGGUCACCUAGCUCAGUUGCCUGGAAGUCUGGUAAGUGAUGCCAACAGCAUGGGUUCAGCUCCAAUGCCAGCUGAGGUUACCAUGAUGGGCUGUCUUUCUCAAUCUCUCCCCUGGCCUGAAGUACAAUGACCCUUGGAUUAAAGCACCACCCUCCGUCACUUUAAUGAGAGACUAGGCUGCGGUAACUAUAUUUAACCAAGAGAGAUUGGCCAAUCUGGCCCAGAUCCUGUCUGCAGUGUCAGCAGCCCUGUACUUAUACAGGUGUGAUAUCCCACUUUAGGAGUGAGAAAAUCAACUCCAGCAUGUUUACAAUUUUGCUUCAGUUUGUUUGAACUGAAUGUUCCAUUAAAGGUUUAUGAAAUGCUUGUAAACCAGUGUAAGACAAUUCAAAUAAUAUUUCAACCCUAUUAGAGCAGGGAAGGCAAAUGUACUUUGAAUUGGGCAUCAUUGAAUCUGGAAGGAGACUGUGGCAGGAAAGGCAUUCCCUUGCCUUAUCCCAUUGUCUAUGCAGAGUUCAAUCAUGACAAUGAAGCAACUAAAGCAACUAUUCAAUUUUCACUUUCUUAAUUUGGAAGAAGAGUCAGCAGUGACCUGUGGUUGCUGUAGUUGGGAGAGGAAAGCAGAUUUUAACCAUUAGCCUCAAUAUCAGUGCAGGAAGACCAGACUGUCCCAAGUGCUGUUAGCAUGUUACUGCUGUUAGAGCAUUAUUACUCCAGCUGCAGUGAUGAAUUCUUUGUUUAGUGUGGGGGCAGGGGAGGGUUGAUGGGGGUGGCAAUGGCCUAUUUAAUCCAGAGACCCAGAUAAUGUUCUGAGGACCCAAGUUCAAAUCCAACCAUGGCAACCAUGAAUCCAUUGUCAAUUGUCAGGGAAAAGCCCAUCUGGCUCACUGAUGUCCUUCAGGGAAGGAAACUGUCAACCUUGCCUGGUCUGGCUGACAUGUGACUCCAGACCCACAGCAAUGUGGUUGACUCAACUGCCCUUUGGGGAAGGGCAAUAAAUGUUGCUUGGUCAGAGACACCCUCAUUCCAUUAAUGAAUAAACUUAUUUGAAAUGUCAGUCCAUAUUGUUUAAAUGAAGCCCCCAUUGCAGUUUCCCAUCUUAAUUUUGACUUGCCAGCUGAAGAUCUCCCAUCAGUGGGUUUUCCUGGGCUGGGUUGGAUAUGGCCUGCGGUACAUUCAGACCGACACAUUUUGCAGUCAGUCGGCAGAGGGGAACUGAAUGUUUGGCAGAAAAGCCAAGGGUUUGAUAUUGAUGUGUGCGGUCCUUGUUGAGAGUAAAUGUUAGGACCAAUCAGAGAUUAGAUGGUGUUCAGCUUCUCAACAUCCACCUAGGCAGUGCUAGGAAGAUGUUGUAAUUUAGACGCUCUUAGCCAAAACGGCGCUUCAUUAUUUUUGUGAGAUGCCACUGCCAUUUUUGUUCAAAAGACAGGUCAUGUGAUAAUCCCCAGUCAGUUUGGUGUGCUGUAUGCUAUGUUUGGUGUCAAUGUUUUGUGGUUAGGAGUUUAUGUUUGACUGGAAUUUAGACACUUUCCAGGAUUGGACAUAUCCCAACGCUCCAGCCUUCCUAUUCCUGAGGACCAGGAGUUUUGAGGUCUUCUCUGUAUUAGAGACUCCCACUCCCGACCCUAACCAGUAAACACAUAGAGCUACUGAUGGCACCAGCAUAACAGGGGACCCCCCUCAUGGUUUCUGGAGGCAACAGGUUAGGAAGGAGUAGCAACUCAAAUGCAAGGAAAUAUGUGAUAAGACUGAUUUUUUAAAAACAUAUUACCAAUAUUAAAACAAAGCACCUAUCUUGAAUUGUUUCGAUCUCUAAGUUUAAUGCCAACAUGGGAUACUGUCUCUUUACUGACUGUAUCAAAGCUUUCUGUGAAAAUGCACAAUUGUACAAAUUGGAGAUUUCUGGCCGAUUUUUCUAACGGGUGUGAGAUGUGUUCCAUUCCUUUUCAUGAGCUAAAAUUUAGUUGUUUCACAGGGUUCUUUGCUGCUGGUCAGUUGUAACUGUUUCAGUUGAAAGCCUGUAACUGCUGAUGGCCAGAAUGAUUGAUGUACAUAUUGAGAAUCAUAGGAUCAUUUAUAGAACCAUUUCAAAUCUGUCAAAAUUCACAAAGGCCACAGCUACAAUGCUCACUGUUACAGACCAUCUUAACACCCAUUUUCUAAACACUUUUACAGCACUCUUUUAUUUCUUAUAUUUGGUCAUGAGAUAUGGGUGUUGCUGGAUAGGCCAUCAUUUAUUGCCCAUCCCUAAUUGCCCAGGGGGCAGUUAAGGGCCAGCCACGUUGCUCUGGGUGUGGAGUCAGAUGUAGGCCAGGCUAAGGGUAAGCACAGCAGAUGAUCCGGGUCUGGGCACAUUUUUUUGGAUUUCUAUUGGAAUUGCCUGGAUUAUCCUGGGCAUGUGCAUAAGGGCAAAGUUACUGUUUUUGUGUGUUUGUUCGUGCACAAAGUCCAGGCAGGCAACCAACACACCACUCCCAUAAGAAACAAAAUUAUUUAAAUAAGGAUAUAAGGCCUUGAGCAAAGCAAUUCAAAAUGCAAACAGCGUGGUCAGAGAUGGCAAACUGCUGCUUGAUCUGUUGAGCAGGAUUCAAUAUUGGUUUUUGGAGAAAGGGUGUGUGAAUUCACAGAAAAGCCAACUGUUGUCUCUUGUUCCAGAUUUAUAUAGUACUUUGAUAGUACUCAUGUUUGCUACUGCUCAUACCGGUGUGUAGGCUGGAUCCACGUUUUCAGUUCGAUUCCUGAUGUGUACAGGAUGUGUUGUUCUGAAGCUGGCAGCUUGCAGGCACUUUCACUGGACAGCAGGUUGCCACUGUGACUGUAAGAUGAUUGCAUAUGCGUGCUGUAGUGCGUGGUUUGUUUGAUGCAUAUUUCUAAAGGAAGCUGUAAAGAUGAUUACUUGUAUUCUGAAAGCAACGCCAUGUACAUAGUGUAUCAAUAAAAGCAAAUGAAAGGUU
Messenger RNA from Stegostoma tigrinum, 13250 nucleotides. RefSeq names its product N-acetyltransferase 8-like (gene aspnat). Gene Ontology annotation, cellular component: mitochondrial membrane. The transcript has 4 exons. Gene Ontology annotation, molecular function: L-aspartate N-acetyltransferase activity. Lineage: Eukaryota; Metazoa; Chordata; Chondrichthyes; Orectolobiformes; Stegostomatidae. The record is from RefSeq and is a predicted model, not a curated record. The coding region runs from base 856 to 1764 and encodes 302 amino acids.